Molecule: messenger RNA, 4762 nt
Organism: Camelus dromedarius (Arabian camel)
Lineage: Eukaryota; Metazoa; Chordata; Mammalia; Artiodactyla; Camelidae
Gene: OSGIN2
Product: oxidative stress induced growth inhibitor family member 2
Exons: 6
Coding region: 1320-2840 (506 amino acids)
Biological process (GO): negative regulation of cell growth
Molecular function (GO): growth factor activity
Source: RefSeq, a predicted model, not a curated record
GGGCCGCACGGGGCAGAGGCCGCGCGGGGUCUGAAACUGGGGCGAGCCGGGGGCGGAAGGCUGGCGCCCGGACUGCGGCCACCUCCCGCCUCGGCCGCGGCUUCCCCCGGGCCCCUGCCUAGUCCAGGCUCCCCACCUCGGCUCCUGGCUCUGGGGGACUCUCCUCCGUUGUCCCCUGUUCCUCUCGCUGGACCACGCCGGUCACGGGACUGCGGGACCGGCUAGGCCGGGAUAGAGUCGGUUACUGCGAACUGAGACUUCUCAGUAGUGCAAAGUUUGAGUGAAGGCUUGUGAAUGGCCUCCCAGCCAUCCACGCACACCUUGAACCUUUUUUUUUUUCUUUUAAAAAAUCUGAUAACCGAAGUUACUAGGUUGAAGGGAAAUAGGGAAUUAUGUUUUAAGUGUGCAUCUAGUUCCAAAUAGGUUCUAACCUAGUAAGGUGUUAAGUCACUGUAAGUCAUAUAUAUUGUAUGAAAUUUGAAAAGUGUGGCGAUUCAGGACUAACAUUUUGAGAAAGUUUUUAGGGGUGAUACGGAUAAAACGUUUUAAAAUAGAAGUGAAUGUAUUAUAUUUAGCGCAGUUGGCCACUUCAGUUAUGGAAAGACCAAAAACAACUUGAAACUGGUUUUCAUGCUGGGCUGAAGAAAUGUUAAGCUUAGUGAAGACUUUAGAAAGCGCCUUGCUUUACAUACAUGAAUGUGCUAAAAUAAUGGUAUGCAAAACGUCUUUUGUAAAAUAUGAAAUUCUGACCAAGGGUUCUAAAAUUGGGCUGCAUGUAUAGGCUUUAGGUGACCUGUGAACUUGGAUGUAAAGAAAGGUACCAGGAAUUUUCACUCAACUUGAACCAAAAUCUGUCUUCUUCAGUUAUGAAUAUAAGUAGUAAAUCACAGUAGUGUUUGUGACUUUGUCAUUGUAGAAAUCACAAUUAUUUUCACAUCACAUUAGUUGUUGCAGAUACCUAGAAAUAGUGUUUGCUUAUUUCUUCAAGAUUACAGUAAUUAUUAUACAUCACUGAACUUGUUACUAAGUACAGUAGAGAAGUACAUAAAAACGUGUCACAAGUUUACUUUUUAUAACUGUUACUAGUUUCCUUGUAAAUCCUAUUGUGUUUAAUGAUAUUCAAAGAAGAGGUCCAGAGGCUUCAGCAAAUCUCAAAAGAGGUGUAAGGCACAGAGAAGACUCAGUAUUCCUGAUGUGACAGAGCAGCACUCCUGGCUUGACCACCUUCUCAAAACUAUAGUGACACUGAAACUGAAGGAGAGAUUUUUAAUUCCUUGGUGCAAUAUUUGGGUGAUAAUUUGGGGCGAAAAGUUACAGCUAUGCCAUUGGUUGAAGAAACUUCUUUACUUGGAGAUUCAUCAGUGACUUUGCCUGUGGUAGUAAUAGGAAAUGGACCCUCAGGAAUCUGCCUUUCUUACAUGCUUUCGGGUUACAGACCAUAUUUAUCAUCAGAAGCAAUACAUCCAAAUGCAAUCUUACAUGGUAAAUUAGAAGAAGCAAGACAUCUUUCCAUUGUUGAUCAGGACUUGGAAUAUUUGUCUGAGGGCCUUGAGGGUCGAUCCUCCAAUCCCGUUGCUGUGCUUUUUGACACACUUCUUCAUCCAGAUGCUGACUUUGGAUAUGAUUAUCCAUCCGUUUUGCAUUGGAAAUUAGAACAACAUCAUUAUAUCCCCCACUUAGUCCUCGGUAAAGGCCCACCUGGUGGAGCGUGGCACAAUAUGGAAGGCUCCAUGUUGACAAUCAGCUUUGGAAACUGGAUGGAGCUCCCUGGACUUAAAUUUAAAGAUUGGGUGUCUAGCAAACGAAGGAACAUAAAAGGGGAUCGAGUUAUGCCAGAGGAAAUAGCUCACUACUAUAAACACUACGUAAAAGUCAUGGGUCUUCAGAAGAAUUUCAGAGAGAAUACUUAUAUUACAUCUGUAUCAAGACUCUACAGAGAUCAAAUUGAUAAUGAUGGUCAAGACAGAGAUAUUUCAACACAGCCUUUACAGAUAGAGAAGUCAAAAUUUAUCAAGAGAAACUGGGAAAUCAGGGGUUAUCAGCGAACAGCCGAUGGUUCCCCUGUUCCCUUCUGUCUCUUUGCUGAAAAUGUAGCGCUGGCAACUGGAUCGUUGGAUUCUCCUGGCCGUCUGGAAAUUGAAGGGGAAGAUUUUCCUUUUGUGUUUCAUUCAAUGCCUGAAUUUGGAGCUGCUAUAAGCAAAGGAAAGUUGCGUGGGAAAGUGGACCCAGUGCUGAUUGUGGGUUCUGGGCUGACUGCAGCUGAUGCAGUGCUCUGUGCUUACAAUAAUAAUGUCCCUGUGAUUCAUGUAUUUCGUAGAAGAGUAACUGAUCCAAGCUUAAUUUUCAAACAGCUUCCCAAAAAGCUUUAUCCAGAGUACCAUAAAGUCUAUCAUAUGAUGUGUACUCAGUCGUAUUCCUUACACUCACGUCUGUUACCUGAUUAUACCAGUUUUCCUGAGCACCAUGUGCUUUCCUUUAAGUCGGACCUGAAAUGCAUUCUUCAAAGCAUCUCUGGAUUGAAGAAAAUAUUUAAGCUCUCUGCAGCAGUAGUGUUGAUAGGUUCUCAUCCCAAUCUUUCUUUUCUGAAGGAGCAAGGGUGUUACCUGGGCCACAACUCAAGCCAGCCAAUCACAUGUAAGGGUAAUCCUGUGGAAAUAGAUGCAUAUACCUACGAGUGCGUUAAAGAAGCCAACCUUUUUGCAUUGGGUCCUUUGGUUGGAGACAAUUUUGUUCGAUUUUUAAAGGGAGGAGCAUUGGGUGUUACACGCUGUUUAGCUACAAGACAGAAGAAAAAGCAGCAUUUGUUUGUUGAAAGAGGAGGAGGAGAUGGGAUAGCUUAAAGCAAGUUUACAAAUGAUUUAUAUGGACACUUUACCAUUAAAAAUUUUUAAUAGUGGUUUUACAGUGCACUGGCUUGAAUUUUCUGAACUUGAAUUAACUGGGAGAGAGCCUCAAGGUAUAGUGACUAUUUUUUAAAGUUACCAGAACUUGGUGUCCUGAUUUACAUUUGUAAUGUAUCAAAGGUGUCGCUGUCAGACAAACAGAAACACUGCCAAUUUGGUGUACCUUAAUGUCUCACUUAACUAAAACAUUGUUUUCUUCUAACUUAUUUUUUGUAAUCAUUUUUUGGUUAUUUAUGCUUGAUUCCAAAAUAUUACAGCAUUGAAUCUAUAAAACCACAGUCAUCAGGCCAGAAAUUGUCCUCAUUAUAUGCUGGGCCACCUUGCUGCUCAGAAGAUGGCCCAUUUAUAGCUGUUAGAAAGGUAGACCCUCAGGCCCCACAACAGAUGUACUGAAUCAGAAACUGCAUCUUACUAACAUCCUCAAGGAAUAUGUAUGCUUAUUAAAGUUUGAGACACACUGGUCUGAAGCAAAUGGGAUGUGAAGGUAUGUAUGCUGAGAGUGGGGUGGGAACAGGAGGCGUAUACAACUCAGGUUUUAUUUAUUUUGAAAUUAUCAAUUAUAUAAAAUCUAAUUUAUUAGCAAAUAUGAUGGCCUUUGAAGAUUUUUUUAUUGUUGAAGCCUCAACAUAUUCUCAGCUUCUAAUUUAAACAGUCCAAUAAUGUUGGCAUAUCCUUAGAUAUCCAGGAACCUGCCACGAUACUUCUUGGAGAUGCAUUCUCUAUUUAACUAGCAUAACACUUCAACUAAUUUGCAGUUCAAUAAAUUUUGAAUAGAACUACUUAUUUCUAUGUGAACACUGAGUUAAUGUCUGUCACUGAAACUUAAGCUAUUUGGGUAAAAGUACUUACAAUAUUGGAAUACUAUUUGAGUACUACCAGAAUUAUUAAAGCUUAAAAUUGUGAAAAGGUUUAAACCUGUCUUUUCCAUUCCCAAGAUGAUUACUUUGAAAUUUGUUCAUUUGAGAUGACAUAGCAUUUAAUCCUAUGGUUAUUUAUUGAAGUAUAUGCUCUAUUGUGGUUUUUAUUGACAUAUGCUCAAUGUCUGUAUUUUUCAUACAAAACCCCAGAAAUUUACUGUUAGACAGGAAAAAAAAAAAAAAAAAAAGAAAAAGCUGCUUCUGAAGUUCUCCAUGGCAGAUUGAAUUUCUUAGUCUUUUUCUCUCGGCAAAAUUUACUUCAUCUGGAAUGUGUUUAGUGAAAGUCUCUAUAUUUUUUCUUAGUAUUAAAAAGAAUGGACUAAAAAACGUCAGUAUUUUUCUGUCCAUGUUUGCAGUGUUAAUGCUUACACUGAAUCGUAAUUCACUUUAAAAUAUAAUUAUUUGGAAUAGACUUGUACAACUAGCUGUUGCAGAUGAAUUCUUCUACUCUUGAUAACUCUUGUCAUGUUCUGAUUACCUUGAUUGGAGAAAUGACAUACUGUUUUUAUGAUGAUAACUUUUUAAAUUAAUUUCACACCUACUGAAAUAGUGUAAUAUCCUGUGACUGCAUUGAGCACUUCCUUGUUUGCCUGUUCUUUUGAGCUCUGAAUGAGUUGGAGUGGAUGUAUUUCUUAAUAUCACUUCUAAAUUGAAAAUGAUACUUAUAACAAUGGUUUCUAUGGAAGGAUAAGAAAUGUAGACAUACUCUUGUUUCUCAAAGGCUUGUUUUUACCCAACCAAUAGCAUUUUUGUGAUGAAAGCCAAAAAAAGAAAAGAAAAAGAAGAAAGGAAAAAAAGACUUCAUGGGAAAUAAAGCUUCACUAGGGCCCUACGUAAAGCUGGUGAAUAAUUUCAUUUCUAGUAAAACCUCCCAUUUCUCAAUUCUCCCUCAAACCUAAGCUGCCCUGUGUUGCAUGCAACAUUAAAGCCUUUUGUAAUACA